GGUAUCUUUAAAAAGAAUCACUGGUAAGUGGACUGAAGAUGUCUCAUGCUAUCUUUUUUCUUUUUCAUACAUGUCUCUCUUGGCACAUUGCAUAGCUUGUCUUGUUCUGCUUUUGCAAAAACAGCCUUUCCAGUUCUAAUAAAAUAGUUCGUACUGGGAUCUUACCAGGGUGUUAAGCCAGGCGUUUUACUUAAUUUGUUACAUGCAAUUGCAUUUCAUUUUAUCUUUGUUACAUUCAGUAGAUUUCCACUCUGACAAUGUCUUCCGUUAAGAUCGAGUGCAUUUUGCCAAAGAACUGCCGGUGUGGUGAAUCUCCAGUGUGGGAGGAAACAUCCGACUCUCUGCUCUUCGUAGAUAUUCCUGCAAAAACGGUUUGCCGGUGGGAUUCGCUUACCAAACAAGUGCAGCAAGUGACCUUGGAUGCCCCCGUCAGCUCCGUGGCCCUUCGCCAGUCAGGAGGCUAUGUCGCCACAGUUGGAACAAAGUUCUGUGCUUUGAACUGGGAAGAUCAGUCAACAGUUGUCCUAGCCACGGUGGAUAAAGACAAGAAAAACAAUCGAUUCAAUGACGGGAAGGUGGAUCCCGCUGGGAGAUACUUUGCUGGCACCAUGGCUGAGGAAACAGCCCCAGCAGUUCUUGAGCGGCACCAAGGGUCCCUGUACUCCCUUUUUGCUGACCACCAUGUGGAAAAGUACUUUGACCAGGUGGACAUCUCCAAUGGUUUGGACUGGUCCCUAGACCACAAAAUCUUCUAUUACAUCGACAGUCUAUCCUACUCUGUGGAUGCCUUUGACUAUGACCUGCAGACAGGACAGAUAUUCAACCGCCGAAGUGUUUACAAGUUGGAGGAAGAAGAACAAAUCCCAGAUGGAAUGUGUAUCGAUGCUGAGGGGAAGCUUUGGGUGGCCUGUUACAACGGAGGAAGAGUGAUUCGUUUAGAUCCUGAGACAGGGAAAAGACUCCAAACUGUGAAGUUGCCUGUUGAUAAGACAACUUCAUGCUGCUUCGGAGGGAAGGAUUAUUCUGAAAUGUAUGUGACCUGUGCACGGGAUGGAAUGGAUCCUGAGGGUCUCUUGAGGCAGCCUGAAGCUGGUGGGAUUUUCAAGAUAACUGGCCUCGGGGUCAAAGGAAUUUGCCCCUAUCCUUAUGCAGGAUAAAUGACAGGAUUUCUUUCCUGAUGGAGGAAACUUUGAAGACAGCUAGAAUUCUGGGGCUGUGAUCUCAAUCUAGUUAGAAAAAUGAAGCAAUGAUAUUAUUAAUAAGCUCAAAUUUUUAUUUACAAUACUUAAAAGGUAGAGCAUUUUUAACAAGGGGUGACGGGUGGUUUUGAUAACAUACUAUAAACCCUUCUGAAAAAGGUAAAAACUACAGAAGAAAUGCGAAGAAUUGUUCAACUGUCAACCAGCCUCUUGACUGCAGAUUGCUUGGGAAAAAGGGACCAUAUCUGUUCUUUAUUCUGCUUUAUACAGCUUCAAAAAAACAAUAAACAAUAGCCUGUUAGUAACUCAUUGCUUAUAUGUUCAUUUUUAUUUUCAUCAUACUCUUGUAAAAUAUACCACGAUGCUAAUCUACCUUGAUAUUACUCUUCCAAUGUUAUUUUACAAGCUAAAAUACUGCUGGGGGUCAAAGGAAUUUGCCCCUAUCCUUAUGCAGGAUAAAUGAUAGGAUUUCUUUCCUGCUGGAGGGAACUUUGAAGACAACUAGAAUUCUGGGGCUGUGAUCUCAAUCUAGUUAGAAAAAUGAAGCAAUGAUAUUAAUAGGCUCAAAUUUUUAUUUACAAUACUUAAAAGGUAGAGCAUUUUUAAUAAGGGGUGACGGGUGGUUUUGAUAACAUACUAUAAACCCUUCUGGAAAAGGUACUACAGAAGAAAUGGGAAGAAUUGUUCAACUGUCAACCGGCCAGGUAAGAAUUAAACACUGGCAACAUCCAUGGUUCCAGCUACCACCAUCUGGAUGUAUAAGUAGUAUAUCACUUUGGAAAGAAUACUUUUUUAAAUGUAGCUUAUUGAGAUAUAAUUGACCUGCACAUAUUUAAAGUAUACAAUUUGAUGUUUGACAUAUAUACACAUUCAUGAAACCAAUACCACAAUCAAGAUAAUAAACAUAUCCACUACCCCGAAAUUUUCCUUGUACCCCCUUUGUAACCCUUUUCUUCUGCCCCUCUAUACACCCACCCGCUUCCAUCCCCAGGAAACCACUACUGAUCUGCUUUCUGUCACUAUAAGUGAAUCUGCAUUUUUGAGAAUUUUAUGUAAAUAUACCCUUUUGUCUAGCUUCUUUCACUCAGCAUAAAUAUUUUGAGAUUCGUCCAUAUCAUAUAUAGCAAUAGUGCAUUCCUUCUUAGUGUGAAGUAGCAUUCCAUCUUAUGGGUAUAUCCCGAUUUGUUUAUCCAUGUCAGUGGGUAUUUAAUAGAUGUCACUGUUAAUGGACAUUUGUUCCCAAUUUUUCACUACGGCAAAUGAAGCUUCCAUAAGCAUUCAUGUACAAGUCUCUGUAUGAGCAUGUGCUUUCAUUUCUCUUGGGGAAAUACCUCGGAGUGGAAGGGCUGGAUCUUACUGUAGGGCGUGUUUAUAUUUGUAACAAACUGCCAAACUGUUUCCAAAAUGGUUGCCAUUUUAUAUUGGUACGAGCCAUGUGUAUAUCAAAGUUCAGUUCUUCCACAUCCUUGCCAACACUUGAUAUGGUGAGUCUUUUCAAAAGUAGCCAUUCUAAUAGAAGCGUAGUAGGUAUUUAAUUGGAGUUUUUUUUUUUGAUAAUUUUUAUUGAGCUUUAAGUGAACGUUUACAAAUCAAGUCAGUCUGUCACAUAUAAGCUUAUAUACACCUUACUCUAUACUCCCACUUACUUAAUUGUAGUUUUAAUUUCUAUUACCCUAAUGACUAAUUGGAGCUCUGGUGGCACACUGGUUAAGAGUUUGGCUGCUAACCAAAAGGUCAGCAGUUCAAUCCACCAGCCACUCAUUGGAAACCCUAUGGGGCAGUUCUACUCUGUCCUAUAGGGUCAAUAUGAGUCAGAAUUGACUCAACGGCAAAGGGUUUUAAUGACUAAUAAAUUUGAGCAUCUUUUCAUGUGCUUAUUUGUUGUCCAUAUAUUUUCCUUGGUGAAGUGUCUGUUCAAAUCUUUGCCCAUGUUUUAUUUGUAUUCUUAGAAUUCUGUAUGUAUUUUAGAUAUAUAUCCUUUAUCAGAUAUGGGAUAUGCUAAUACUUUCUCCCAG
Messenger RNA from Loxodonta africana (African savanna elephant), 3214 nucleotides. RefSeq names its product regucalcin (gene RGN). Gene Ontology annotation, molecular function: gluconolactonase activity; calcium ion binding; enzyme regulator activity. Gene Ontology annotation, biological process: L-ascorbic acid biosynthetic process. The transcript has 6 exons. The coding region runs from base 258 to 1157 and encodes 299 amino acids. The record is from RefSeq and is a predicted model, not a curated record. NCBI's taxonomy places the organism in Eukaryota, Metazoa, Chordata, Mammalia, Proboscidea, Elephantidae.